Bradysia coprophila is the source of this 1166-nucleotide messenger RNA. Its product is annotated as inactive serine protease scarface-like. NCBI's taxonomy places the organism in Eukaryota, Metazoa, Arthropoda, Insecta, Diptera, Sciaridae. Gene Ontology annotation, biological process: proteolysis. The record is from RefSeq and is a predicted model, not a curated record. Gene Ontology annotation, molecular function: serine-type endopeptidase activity.
CACACGAGACCAGCGACUGUUCGUACUUUCGAUUUUUUUUUUGGUUCACAGCACGAUGAAGUGUUUGAAUUUUUCAUAUUUCUUUCUGGCAUUGCUUAGUUGUGCAACGGCACAAGUUGCAGAACAAGAAGGACUUGACUUUGUAUCGGAGGCAGCAGAUGCAGCAGAGGCAACAAUCGCUUGUAAUGGAAAAGGGAAAGUAUGUGUGUACCCUAGCCAGUGCGACAGUGGAUUCAUAGAAGGUAACAGCCUUCCACGAAGCUAUAACUAUACGGACCUCUGUCAUGCCACAACUGUUUGCUGUACCAUUAAACCAUGGGAUUCAGAGUAUGCCGACGAAUGUGCCAUUCGAAGCUUAAACACAUCACCACAAGGACCCACACCGUUAAACGCCAAUUUUGCCGAAUUCCCAUGGCAGGCGAUGAUCUUACGUGAGAGCACAAAAUCGUUGCUGUGCGGUGGUGUGAUCAUUAAAAAGAAUUUCGUCCUGACCAGCGCCGACUGUGUAGCCGAACAGAAGUCGAUCGAUGUGCUGACCAAAGGCGGCGAAUGGAAGUUGGGUAGUGAUGACGAGGGGAAACCGUUUCAACUUGUCCGCUUGAAGUCCAUCUCACUGCAUCCGGAUUACGAUCACACAAAAUUGUCGCACAAUUUGGCUGUGUUACAUUUGGAGCGUGAUUACAAGUUCGACGAGCACAUUCGGCCGUUGUGUUUGGAUGGAUCGGACAACUUACCGGAUACAGGUGAUCAAAAAUUGUGCAUCAUCACCGGAUGGGGUCGAGAGGCACUGAGGAUACACCAGAAAGAUGCCAUUGAACAGUACACCAAUUUAACAUUUAUUCCAGCAGAAGACUGUACGCGAACGCUGGGUAGCGAAAAUUUCAAUCCUGACAUUUCGGCGUGUGCUGUAGCUGAUUCGAAUGCUUGUAAUUUUGAUUUUGGCAGUGCUUUGGCCUGUCAACGGGAAAAGGAUUCGCAGCAUUUUGUGUUGAAGGGAAUUUAUACGCACAAUAGUGGCUGCUUUGAGCCGUCAGCUUAUGGAAGUGAAAAGCCCACAUUGGUGUUUGUGAGACCAGAUGUUAAAUGGCUCAACCGUAUUACGAAACCGAAAUGGAACGAGUAAAUUUUUGUAAAUAAAUUUUUCAGCCUUAGCCACAAUUAAAUAG